Messenger RNA from Brassica napus (rape), 3492 nucleotides. Its product is annotated as WAT1-related protein At1g21890. Lineage: Eukaryota; Viridiplantae; Streptophyta; Magnoliopsida; Brassicales; Brassicaceae. The record is from RefSeq and is a predicted model, not a curated record. Gene Ontology annotation, cellular component: plasma membrane. Gene Ontology annotation, molecular function: transmembrane transporter activity. Bases 2181 to 3353 code for a protein of 390 amino acids. The transcript has 7 exons.
AUUUGUGAAUUAACUGACAGAAAAUUCUAGACCAAAGCUCUAUAGUAGAAAAAGAGUAUGUCAAUUAACAUAGCAUUAACUACUAUACUACCAUAAUUUCGAUGUCUAUGUAAGUUUUGCCGUAUCUAGGUCAUACAAACAUGUUACUUGGACUCGAAGCAGUCGCUGAUCACACCUUUUGUUUUUCCAUAUUAGAGCAUCGCCAAUGAGGAACAUCAUUUUGGGGAUGGAUAAUAUUUAAAAUGAAAGUUCGAGGAUGAAUUGUUCCAAAACCUACAUAUUUUUUGAAUUUGUUAAUAUAUUACAUUUUAAUAUUUAGCUUUAAUAAUAAUCAAUUAUAAGCACUAAAAUUUUAUAAGUAAGUAAUAAAUAUACAAUUAAAACAUCAAAUUGAGAUUUUAGGAUUUUCUUAUAUUGUAAAACCAAAAAUUCAUAUAUGAGUCAUAAACCAAACAUCAAAUUUGAGAUUUAAGGAUUUUCUUAUUUUUGGUUUUACAAUAUUUAUGACUCAUAUAUGAACUUUUGGUUUUACUGAUAAUAUAUAUUUGAGUAUUAAAGUGAAAUAUUAUUAUAAAAAUUAAAGUGAUACCUAAAUAAUAUUAGUAGAAUAAUAUGUAAGUUAUAUAAUUAUAAAGAAUAAAAUGAAAAGUAAAUAAUUUUUUGAGGUUUUGAAUAGUAAAACAUCAAAUUUGAGAUUUUAUUAUUCAGACACUCAAAAAUUUGAAAGUUUAAAAAUUUGUUGGAAAAGUUAAAAACUUAAAAUUUGAAGGUUUAAGAACAUGUUGGAGAUGCUCUUAGCUGAUCAAAAUUGAGGAGAAAUUUCGAAAAAAGAUGCGCUGGGAUGGGUUGUUAAUUUUUCCAAUUCCAUAUCAGCUGGCUACUUGGACCAUCUAUAAUCCGGGUUACACUGAACACUUACAUGACAUCCUGAUUAUUACCGUAGUCGAAUAGCUCUAACACACGUUGGGAGAGGACUCCCACUAAAUUAUACGCCCUCUGUUUGAAUUUUUUAAUUAGUCAGUGUUUAAGGUUUUUACACAACUAUUAAGAAAUUGUUAACUUUUAUUCAUUUUGCAUUAGUUAAGCUUAAUCCAACUAAAAAUUAUUCAAUAAAAAGUUAGUCAAAAACACCAAAUAACAUUAAAAUUUUGCAUAGAAAUUUGAAAAUAUUAUUUAAAUUGAAACAAAAAUAAAUAUUAAAACGCCAACUAAAAAGAAAAGAGGGAGUAUAUAUUAGUGGAUUCAGAUAUCCGUGACUAAAUUUAUUGAUUCUUUUAAAAUGAUAAUCCCACACGUUACUCAUUGUAAUGAAGCCAAUUAGCAUAAUGAAAUAUAAGAAAAUCCUUUGAAAAUAAAAUAAAAAUAUGUAAUAUUAUUUAGAUUAUAUGUUAUAUAUAUGAUAUAUUACAAGUAGCAACAAGAGAUGAAUAGUUUCGUGAAUAUUCAGGUUGAUACAGAAUUUUCUUAGAUGUGUGAUGAGUGGACAAAAAUGAAUGAUGUUUGCAAGUUGAUUAUAUAUUAUAUAAUGUAAGUGCAUGCUUUUGAUUCUCGAAACUAUUUGCUUAUAACUUACGGAUAUAUAAGUUAUAUAUAAGUUCGGCUUGGACGUAAAAGUCUAAAUAUAAUUUGUUAUACAUUGCUUGCUACACUACAUUCUUUUUAUUGGUACGAUACUUUAUGAUUCGUUAUCACUAUAUUAUUACUACCUUGACAAAAACAUUAUUAAUUAGUGAUCUUAGAUGCUAAUAAACCAGCCAUCUUGAUUAUGCAAAUAUGUAUUCCAAAAAAGAAGCAACAUUGCUCUUCAUACGCAAGUCUUUAUAACCAAUAGUCCAAAUAAUUAAUAAAUUAUAAUAGGUGUGUAACCAAAGAAACUUACGAGAUACGACCUAACCGGUUUGGAUCAUAUAUAUAGAACAAUACUAUAGUUAGCCACACAUAAUGGAUAAUUAUUUGAUAAAAUUAAAAAAAAUGUAUAACUAAAGUGAUGCAUAGAUAACCAAUGGCUGUAAAAAUGCACUCGUAUAUUGCCUUUUGUGUCAGCCCAAUUUGGCUAUAUAAGCAAGUACGCUCUUGUCUGGUGUAAUCAUUCACAGUUAUAAGGCUCAUAGUCAAGUACAAUAUUGAUACAUCAAUACAAUCAAGAAAGAGAAACCUAUAGAAAAAGAAACAUAGAUCAAAUGGAGAGUGAGAAAAUGUGGGGAGGCUUAAUGAAUAGAGUGAAACCAUACUUAGCAAUGAUAUCUAUGCAAUUUGGUUAUGCCGGUAUGUACAUAAUCACCAUGGUCUCUCUUAAGCAUGGCAUGAACCAUUACAUCCUGGCCGUUUACCGCCACGCAAUCGCCACGGUCGUCAUCGCGCCGUUUGCUCUAUUUCAUGAGAGGAAAACAAGGCCGAAGAUGACGUUCCGGAUAUUCCUUCAAAUUGCGCUGCUCGGAUUUAUUGAGCCGGUGCUGGAUCAGAAUCUCUACUACGUCGGGAUGACUUACACCUCAGCGACUUUCGCUUCUGCUACGGCUAAUGUUCUUCCUGCCAUCACCUUCGUAUUGGCAAUCAUUUUCAGAUUAGAGAGCGUGAAUUUUAAGAAGGUACGAAGCAUAGCCAAAGUUAUCGGAACAGUUAUUACAGUCUCCGGAGCACUUCUCAUGACUCUCUACAAAGGUCCAAUCAUUGACUUUAUAAAAUUCGGUGGUGGUGGAGGAGGAGGCGGUGACGGUGCAGGAGGACCUCACGGCGGUGCAGCAUCAGCGGCUUUGGACAAACACUGGGUUCCGGGAACUCUAAUGUUGUUGGGGAGAACUUUUGGUUGGGCCGGUUUCUUCAUUCUACAAUCAUUUACACUGAAGGAGUACCCAGCUGAGCUAUCAUUAACGGCGUUAAUAUGUUUGAUGGGAACGUUAGAAGGAACUGCCGUCUCAUUGGUAACGGUACGUGACCUGAGCGCUUGGAAAAUCGGCUUCGACUCUAAUCUCUUCGCAGCCGCGUACUCCGGGGUGAUAUGUUCGGGAGUGGCGUAUUACGUGCAAGGAGUAGUGAUGAGAGAAAGAGGACCUGUUUUCGUUGCGACAUUUAAUCCUCUAUGUGUCGUUAUAACUGCAGCUCUUGGUGUUGUUGUAUUGUCUGAAAGUAUUCAUCUUGGAAGUGUGAUUGGAACGAUAUUUAUAAUUGUGGGCCUAUACACUGUUGUAUGGGGUAAAGGCAAAGAUAAGAGAAUGACGGAUGAUGAUAGCAAAGAACUUCCGGUUAAGAUUUCGGUUAAAGAGGUAGACGCCAAUAGAGUCUUAGCCGGAAAAUUGGAGAUGAAAACAAAGGAAGGCCAGGAGACUAAUAAGGCUAAUCAAGCUGGGAUUUGAGGAUACUUGAGUGAUAAAAGGCCUUUCUAUGUAUAUUGUUUAUGCUUUCUUUUCUUGCUUUCUACGGUUUGGCAGAUCAUAUGUAACUGAUGAGAUUAAUCAAAUCAUCUUAUAGUUAACAAAAAGGUUUUGCUCGUUA